CAGCGUCUUCACUCGGUUAGGUCACUUCUCCAUUCAUAAAUCCAGAUUACCAUUACAAAUUCAAGAGAUCGGGAUAACACCAGGGGGAGUGGAAGAGGGUUCGUAUAUAAAUCCACAACGUCGGGAAAACCUGGGCCAAAUGAUAAAAAAAUUCACCCCGUUAAACUAGCUCAAUUUUGUAUUCAAAUAAUGCUGUUCCUGGCUUUUAUUCUGUUCCUCAUGGUCUGGAUCUUGUGCUCACACGAUUGCGUAAAACCGCGGAAAUUUCCACCAGGGCCCUCGUGGUAUCCCCUCAUCGGUGCGUUCCCGGCAUUUCACAGAUUAAAAGAAAAGUAUUACUACGUUCACACGGUGUUGGAGGAGUUAUCGCGACAGUAUGGACCAGUGGUGGGAAUUAAACUGGGAAGGCAGAAGUUUGUUGUUAUUUCCGGAAAUGAAUUAGUGAGGAAGGCAGCAGCGAGAGAUGAAUUCAACGGUCGACCGGACGGUUUCUUCUUCCGCGCGAGGGCCUUUGGGAAGCGCAAAGGAGUUUUGUUCAUCGACGGGCCCGUCUGGAUGCAAACAAGAAAGUCCACGAUGAAACAUCUCCGUUCGUUCGGCUUCGGGCAGAAGACAAUGGAGAAUUAUCUGAAGGUCGAGGCGGAGGCUCUCGUGACGCACAUCCAAAUAAAAGUGGAGAGCCUGCAGAACCCCCUCGCCCUCCAGGAGAUCUUCGACGUGACGGUCCUCAAUACUCUCUGGAUGAUGAUUGCGGGCUACAGAUUUCCCUACGACGACCCCAGACUCAAAUACAUAUUAUCGGUCGUGCACGAUGCCUUCAGGUCUACUGACACUCUAGGCGGUAUUCUGUCUCAUCUACCUUUUCUACGAUUUGUCAUUCCGAAUUCCUCGGGCUACAAUCAUUUAAUGGCGACACAUAAUAAAUUGUGGGGAUUCAUUCGCGACGAGAUUGAUGAGCAUCUGAAGACGAUGAGACGCGAUCGGCCGCCCAAAGACUUUAUCGAGGCGUUUUUACUGGAAUCUGGAAACUCUUACGAUCGGGAGGAAUUGGUUGUUCUCUGCUUGGAUUUAUUCAUGGCGGGAUCGAAGACGACGACGGAUUCGCUGACCGCAAUUUUCGCUCUUGCGCUUCAUCAUCCGGAGUGGGUGAAGGCGUUGCAGAAGGAUCUGCACGAUAUUGUGGGCCCUGAGGCGCAGCCGAGCUGCGAACACGCAGCACAAUUGCCAAGGAUCGAGGCAUUCUUAGCCGAGGCGCACAGAGUACUAGUUCUCACGCCACUCGGUGUACCCCACAAGACAAUGGAAAAGGUUUCACUCGAGGGUUAUCACAUUCCAAAGGAUACUGUGGUUUUAUUCAAUUAUCACAGCACUAAUGUCGAUGAGACGUGCUGGGAAGAGCCAUAUGAGUUCAAGCCGGAUAGAUUUUUGGAUGAGAAAGGACAGUUCAAGAGGAGAAGUGAAUUUUCACCAUUUGGUUUGGGAAAACGACGAUGUUUGGGAGAAAUAUUGGCAAGAGCGUCGCUGUUCCUCUUCUUUUCCUCCAUAAUCCACAAUUUCGAUAUAGAAGCACCAGAGGAUCAAGGACUCCCCAGACUAGACGGAAUAGAUGGAUUCACAGUGUCACCACGGCCAUAUCUCAUUAAAUUAAUUCCACGAAAAAACUGAAAAUGCAGAUUGAGAAGGAAACUGAAUGUAGAAUUAAUUAUUUCGCAGAUUAAUAAAUAAGAAAAUUUUUGAGUAAA
This is a messenger RNA of Diachasma alloeum, 1742 nucleotides long. Its product is annotated as methyl farnesoate epoxidase. Gene Ontology annotation, molecular function: oxidoreductase activity, acting on paired donors, with incorporation or reduction of molecular oxygen, reduced flavin or flavoprotein as one donor, and incorporation of one atom of oxygen; heme binding; iron ion binding. Gene Ontology annotation, cellular component: intracellular membrane-bounded organelle; cytoplasm. The record is from RefSeq and is a predicted model, not a curated record. The transcript is spliced from 7 exons. NCBI's taxonomy places the organism in Eukaryota, Metazoa, Arthropoda, Insecta, Hymenoptera, Braconidae. Gene Ontology annotation, biological process: xenobiotic metabolic process. Bases 190 to 1665 code for a protein of 491 amino acids.